Candidula unifasciata is the source of this 1053-nucleotide messenger RNA. NCBI's taxonomy places the organism in Eukaryota, Metazoa, Mollusca, Gastropoda, Stylommatophora, Geomitridae. The record is from the annotation of a GenBank genome assembly.
AUGGAUAAUCUUUGGCAAAGUCCGUAUGUGAAUACAUUCAAGCAUUUUAACCUAGUAACAUGGAAGAAGGCAACAAAGGAGGGAGAAGUUGUAUCCCUAAUGGACAAGACUGUGAAGAGCACUGUUUACCGCAUCACAGGUUCCAUACCGGCAGGCAACUUCAUCCAGCUUCCAAAAACCAACACACAGUCAUUAGGCCUAACUGGGCGUUACUUCUACUUACUUUUCCGGCCCAUUCCAUCAAAACAUUUUGUUGUACAUCUCGAUGUAGUAACAGCAGAAAACCUUACGAUCCGCGUGUCAUUUUCUACCCUAUUCAAAAGCUUUAAAUCAACGUCAACGUGGCUUCAGUUCCCGUUCGUGUGUGGCACACCUCAAGGUUCUUUGCCACCAUAUGCUGCAGAAAUUGUCAAAGAUCAAAGUGGGCCAGCCCCUAUGGUCACAAAAUGGACAAUCCUGUGCCUGGAUCUCCAACACAUCCUGUCAGUCUACCUGAACAGAAAGUUUCUCUAUGUCAAGUCCAUCAGAUUAUGUGCUAAUAUGCUGGUCAAGAAUGUGUUUACCAGUGAUACACUGUAUGACCCAGGUCUGACAAUGUCUGAUGCCAAACGACAUGGUUUAACAGCUCAAGGAAUUUGUCCUUUGCCACGAGACAUGAGUUAUCCGUUGGGCAAAGGAGAACAUUGGCAUGAUUUGUACGACUGGAUCAGAUUUCCCAGUGAAUCGGGACAUAAGACAUUUGAUGCCAUACAGAUGGCAAGUUCAUCUUCGGUGAUGCCGCCCAAAAGGAUCCAGCCACAGACACUUGAUGUGAGCAAAUGUGUGUCAGACAGGGUGUCCAUGAUACAUAAGCUCACAGCACCAAGACAGCCAGCAAAGUAUGUUACAGUAACCAAAGAUUUGCCAGAAAUGCCGCUUGAUAUGAGUUCAAACUACAAUGAUGAAGAUGUCCAUAUCUAUGCACACCCGGAGAAGUAUAUACCAGACAUGGAGGAGAAUGGGACAGUUAAUGGAAAGAUAUAUUGGGAAGAUUUGAUGCAUUUACAUUUCCCU